AGAGGGAUGGAAUGGAAAUGACAGCGAAGCCAGAGGGGAAGAGAGGGCUUCGGGAGAGCAGAAAGCCCAGAAUCCGGGGAGCGAAAGCGAGAAGAGCAGAUGGCGGCGUGAAGCGGUGGGGAGCCAAAGCAGCGGUGAGGCGGGAGGUGCGUCGGCCGGAGAUGCGCUAGGAGACUCUCGGACUGGCGGACUGGCAGGAAGGAGCGUUCGCUAUCGGAGUGGGGGGGGGAGGGAGGCUGGGUCACCCGCCGCCCUGCAAAUGCCACGGGGGUCUUUCCAUUGGCAUUCGUCGCUGUGGCGUUUUCUCUUCUCUUCCUCCUCCUCCUCCUACCUUACCGUAGGUGGUAGGUACCCAGGUAUAUUACUAUACCUGGUGCCGUGUGUUCCACGUACGGUACAAAAAAUACCAGUAGCUAGGAAGUCGACCUACGCAGUAGUACCUCCACUAAGAUCGACUCGGCCUAAAUUCGAGACUGCUAGUGGAAAAGGAUACCCACCGAUGCAGAUUCCGGAUUCUUACCUACCUCCGGGUCCCAACUCCGUUACCACCUCCUCACCUCGGCGUGUUCAGCCACAUGCGACAUUUCACGGGGGGGAUGGAAUGGAAGGAAGGAAAAGACAGCGAUUGACAACAAUUGACAGCGAUGAUAUCAUUGCCGUGGAAUGCAGGAGAGAGCGGGGAGGAGACGAGACCGAGGAGGGGAAGGCCGAUGAGUCAACAGGGAAUAACAGGCGAAGCGGGGGAAGCGACGGGCAGCCAGUUGUUCUGCUGUACUGCGCAUGCGUCGGAUGAAGAUGGAAUAAGAACAACCCGGCGCUGGAUACCACGGUACUGCGGCG
Molecule: messenger RNA, 840 nt
Organism: Aspergillus steynii IBT 23096
Lineage: Eukaryota; Fungi; Ascomycota; Eurotiomycetes; Eurotiales; Aspergillaceae
Exons: 2
Coding region: 260-793 (177 amino acids)
Source: RefSeq, a predicted model, not a curated record